Molecule: messenger RNA, 1674 nt
Organism: Homarus americanus (American lobster)
Lineage: Eukaryota; Metazoa; Arthropoda; Malacostraca; Decapoda; Nephropidae
Exons: 3
Coding region: 258-884 (208 amino acids)
Source: RefSeq, a predicted model, not a curated record
UGAGGAGUGAGAGGUGAGGGAUGAGAGGUGAGGGAGUGACGUAGCAUAAUAUUUCUGCCCUGACGACACACUGACCUACACUGACGUCACAUCCCGAUCUUGAUUCAGCCACUGUCUUGGAACGUUCUUUAAGGUGACCUUCUGACCUCUUGACUUCUCGACCUCUUGACCCGUUGUCCUCUAAAUCUCUUGACUUCUUGACCUAUUGACCUCUUGACCUCCUGACCUCUUGCCCUCCUGCAGGGGUACCGUCGCCGAUGAAGGUGUCGCCUCAGAUAACACACAGAGCAGUCCGGGCUGGCAGUCAGUGGUCCACCGUCACCCAGUUCUCCUUCAUCUCAGAUGGCAUCAGUAGCGACAGUUCGUCUGGCAGGAGGAUCUCAUUCGAAUCUUUUGAGUCCUACACAUCUGAGGAUUCCUCCACUGCACCCAUCCUUCCCCUUGCCUCGCGGCCCUCCGAGGAUACCUUCAGGGCGUAUCUCACGCCCCCAGAGACGCCGCCAGAGGUCUCACGACGCCAUGGCUAUGUCCUCGAGUCGGGGAGCCACGAUAACCCCUGUUGUGUGCCUGAAUCAGGCGCCCAUGACGACCCCUGCUGUGUACCCGAGUCAGCCCACGACAAACCCUGCUGUGUGCCCGAGUCAGGCGCCCAUGACGACCCCUGCUGUGUACCCGAGUCAGCCCACGACAAACCCUACUGUGUGCCCGAGUCAGGCGCCCAUGACGACCCCUGCUGUGUACCCGAUUCAGCCCACGACAAACCCUACUGUGUGCCCGAGUCAGUAGGUCAGGACACGCCUCGCUAUACCCCUGAAUUCGACACCAUUAUAGAGUGUGAUGAACGAAGCCCCAGAGUAGAGAACGCGACGACGUUUUUCCAAUGAACGCAACCCUCUAUCUUUCUUUCUCUAGUGAACGCACCCCUCUGUCUAGUGAACGCAGCCUUCUGUCUAGUGAACGCGCUCAGAUGUUCUCGAUAAAACUCACUCAAUGGGCUCGAAUGAAAUCUGUCUAGUAUCCUAUUGAUAAACUCUCGGUGUUAUAGCUUGGCAACCUGAACCCACGUCGGAUUACCUGAAGAUUAGACACCCCCAAAUGCUAAUCUAACCCACCAGGUAGAAUUUGGGUGGCUAAUCUUCAGGUGAAAUAAGCUGAUGUGUAAUCUUUGAUGGGGUGAUUCUUCGUCUACUCCUGCUGUGUGUAAUGAAUGGCUGAGUUCUAUUCAUUCCUUUCAAUAUCCAGGAGAACUAUUCUGACAAUGAAGAGAAUUUUGUGUUAUUUAUAUUUCUUUCAGUACACCAAACGUUCCUAGUCUUACGUAAACAUGUUAGUUUUAUCUUUUGUAUAACUUGCUAUUGUUAACAGAGUAAACGCUUUAUAGUUGUUUACAUCAAGUCGGUUUAUUUGUUGUUAUCAGUAAACACACACACACCUGUAUCGAUUAUAUCAAAGGUAAUAUUUAUCAACCUUUUAUAAAUCACAAACUGUGUAAGUCACUUUUCUUCUGUAACGUUCACACUACAAGUUCCUCGAAACGAUGAUUUUUUUUUUUUUUACAAACUCAAAAUCUUGUGAUGGUUUUACUGAGAAGAAACGAAUCAUUUUGAGUUAUCCAUAAUUUUUAAUAUUUAUGUCCAAUAAUGAAAAACACACAAUAUAGAGUUCAUAAGAGAA